CGACGUGACAGCUGCUGGGAGCUGCGUGUGACGCGUCCACGCCUCCGCGUCACCUCACAGGUGAGCUCACUUAAAAGUUAAUGAGCGUCACGCGCUGUCAAACGCGAGAACGCGGGUAACGCUGCGAAGGAGGUCAUCGCGACCCGUCGGCUUCAUCAGGAGAGGAAGAGAAGUUGUGAAAUGCAUUAUGAGUGACUCAGAGCAGCAACACGAUGCAGAGCAGGUGUGCGAGCCGCAGUGGCCUGAGAAUGGAGAGGACUGGAGUGAUGGAGAAGGUGGGACGGAUAUGGACUCGGGGCUUCUGCAGGCCAUGGCAGAGGAAGAUGAGGAGAUAAACGUCCACAACGAGGAGACGUUUGGGAUGGAUUUGGAUGCAAACGGGACCACAGAAGAGUCCAGCAGCAGCCUUCAGUUUGGAGAGGCUCCGCCGCCGCCGCCGCCACCACCACCACCUGCAACACCCCCUCCCCCACAGCCCAAACCUCGCUCUCCCCGCAGAGCCCCGUCGCCUCCCCAACAGAAGCCGCAGUAUUUUCCGCGGGCUUCCUUGAGGCAGCGCGGCAGAAGUAGGGGACAGAGAGGAGCUCUGGGCAGGGGGCAGAUGUUUGAAGACCCAGCUGUGAUGAGAAUAAUCGAGGGCCGACCGAGCCUCAAGAGCCUUGACAGUGCCAUAGUAGAUUGCGGGACCGCCAUGUACCAGCGUCCCUUUGAGGAUGAUACGAUGAUGCCCUCUUACAGAAAAACCAGAAGAACCUCAGGAUCCAUACUUGAGGACAGUGCUAUAGUGUGUGUGAUUGGUCACAGAGGUAGAGGUCAGCACCUGAACUCCAACUUUGUUGACUUGCCGUACUCCGCCGGGCCCCUUUAUGGGGUCAGGCGAGGGGAAUCCAGAGGAUUGUACUCCAGAAGACCGUUUGGCCAUCGAGGACCCACUCAGGUGUACCCACCCAUAGUACCAAGAUCCCCCCUCUUCCCACGUCAGCCACGCCAGCAUUACAAUCAGCAGACCAGGGCAUUCAUGUUUCCUCCAGCCCACCCCUGCCCCUCGACGCCUCAGACUCCCAAAAUGAUGCAACUUCGCUUUGGAGCCAACUCACCAAGGCCGUCCCCCUUUUACAGCCCCUCUUCUAAUCCAGUACAGCCUUUCAGGUACCCCGGUCCAGCCACGCAGCUUCAUCCCCAACACAAACGACUGCUUAGUCAAAAACAGCGGCUAUUCCAAAGAAAGCCAGAGGGCUGGGAUCCGUACUGUAACCUCAUGACGGCCAAAGAGAAGGAGUGGAUCACCCGGCUGCAGAUGAUCCAGCUGCAAAGUGAGAAUCCUUACCUUGAAGACUACUACUAUCAGGAGUACUAUCGUCGAAUAGAAGCAAAGAUGGCCGAAGAGGAGCUGGGCAUAAGGAGCAAGAGGGAGCCCCCUAAGCUCACCACGCCUUACGUCAAAAAAACAGACGCCUACACGCCAGUGGUGCACAUUGAAGGCUCUUUGGGUCAAGUUGCAGUUUCCACGUGUUACUCUCCUCGCCGAGCCAUCAGUGCUGUUCAUGCAGUCCAGCCUCAGGUUCUGCUUGAGACUCAGAAAGACACCAGACUACAGCGAUUAGACAUCCUUAACAAAAUAGAAAAGUUGUUCAUGGUUCUGUUAGAGGUGGAGGAAACGGAGAGGAUGAAAACUCCAUUGUUGUCCGAAGCAGAAGAAAGGAGGUUGAUGGAGAAGAUUCAGAGGAAAGUGGAGCACAUCUACUCCCAGCUGCAGCACCACAAUCCCCUGGAAUCGGGAGGGGACUUCCUUCCUUUUCUGCUCAUCUCCAAAGGCAAAAAGCUCGUCGCCCGUCUGCUGCCGUUCUUGAAACACGAUUCUGCACUAAAAAUCUUGCGUGUUGUCACCACUAACCUACCAACACUGAUGAGCAGAGACACAGACGAGACCCUUCCAGUGCUUUACCCACCUCUUCGAAAUGUGAUCGGUGGGAUGGCGUUCAGUCAGCUCAUUGGCAUCCUUAAAGAUCUGACCUCUUUGGAGUCUCUAACGGCAUACGAGUGUCUUGAGCUGGCAUGUCAGAACAAGUUCGGACUGUCCUUACUGUACGCUCUGCUCUCCCAUGGAGAGAAGCUGCUGUCCUCGGGUGUUCCUCUAGAGCCCAGCAUCGGGGACUUUGAGACCUGGACUGACAUCAUAUUCCAGGUGGCAGGACAACUAUCCCAGUGUUCGCUGGUGGAGCCGCUCCUCCUGCCCUCAAACCUGCUCACUCUCUUCUGCCGUUACCUGGACAAGCGUACGGUGCAUCAGCUGAAAAGCAACAUGGAGUCUGUUACUGGAUGCCUGGCUCUUCCAUCUUAAGGUGGACAGCGGUGGCUGGUGUUCUAUUGAUGACCAGGAUGCCGUGAGCACUAGAGUGAAAGGAGGCGAGGCACAAACCCCCCUCGGUGCUCAUUGAAACGGACGCUAUAUAUGUGCAUUUAAUGUCCUUUGACCUUUUUGAUUCUUAUUCCCUCCCCUCACCUGUUCCCUCACAUUUUUUUUUUUUUUGCACUUGAACUGUUUCCCUCUUUUUUUGUUUUCCUUUUAUCUGAUCAUCUUACUUUCCUCACUUUGGUUUCCAGUAGGUUACAUCAGCGUUACAAUGAAAUCGCAACCCUCCCAUUUUCCCGAUUUGGACCUUAAACCUCUACAUUUAGAUUCAGUCACUUCUAAAUGUGCUGUUUCACACUUGGUGACCAGGGUGUGGAUUGUAUAGUAGUGUGUGAUUGUACAGCUGAACCAAUAUGUUGACCAUUUGAAAACCAUUUAAGGACGUUGUUGUGGCCCAUCAAUGUGCCGUGCGGUUUUGGAUUUUGUUGAAGGGCUUGCAUUGUUUAUACUUGUAGUGAACGUAAUAGGAUGCAUUUGUAAAUUUCUAUCUGAAAAGUUUAUGUUGUGAAGAGAGAUUUUAUUUAUUCAUUUGGAAACAGGAAUAAUUUAAACUGCACCUUUGUACAGCACUUGCAAUAUAAAUAAAAAAAAAAAACUUUGAAAUUGCU
This is a messenger RNA of Oreochromis aureus, 3021 nucleotides long. RefSeq names its product PAT1 homolog 2 (gene patl2). Gene Ontology annotation, biological process: P-body assembly; deadenylation-dependent decapping of nuclear-transcribed mRNA. NCBI's taxonomy places the organism in Eukaryota, Metazoa, Chordata, Actinopteri, Cichliformes, Cichlidae. Gene Ontology annotation, cellular component: P-body. The transcript has 19 exons. Gene Ontology annotation, molecular function: RNA binding. The coding region runs from base 188 to 2341 and encodes 717 amino acids. The record is from RefSeq and is a predicted model, not a curated record.